Aspergillus tanneri is the source of this 1083-nucleotide messenger RNA. It is a transcript of the gene ATG3, whose product is annotated as ATG3/ATG10 family protein. Gene Ontology annotation, biological process: nucleophagy; autophagy of mitochondrion; autophagosome assembly. Gene Ontology annotation, cellular component: cytoplasmic ubiquitin ligase complex; cytosol. The record is from RefSeq and is a predicted model, not a curated record. Bases 1 to 1083 code for a protein of 360 amino acids. The transcript has 2 exons. Gene Ontology annotation, molecular function: Atg8-family ligase activity. NCBI's taxonomy places the organism in Eukaryota, Fungi, Ascomycota, Eurotiomycetes, Eurotiales, Aspergillaceae.
AUGAACAUCCUACAUUCCACCCUAUCCAACUGGCGGGACCGUCUCGCCCCAGUGUCUCGCACCUCAACAUUCCGCAACACCGGCCAAAUUACGCCGGAAGAGUUCGUACUGGCCGGUGAUUACCUGGUAUACAAGUUUCCGUCGUGGUCGUGGGCCGACGCAUCGUCGCCCUCCAAGCGGGCAUCGUAUCUCCCUGCUGGGAAGCAGUUCCUGGUGACACGUGGGGUACCCUGUCACCGACGACUGAAUGAUAACUUUGCCGGCGAUGCGGGACACGAGGACGAGAUCGUCAGGGACAUGUUAUCGGGGGCGGGAGCGGACGCAGAUGAUGAUGGAUGGUUGCGGACUGGUGGAGGGACCGAUGCGGUCGCUCGACAGGAGAAUCGGAUCGGGGAUGUGCGAACGGUCGAUGAGGCGGGGAAUAUGGGUGAACGGGAGGAGGAGGAAGAGGAUGAGAUACCUGAUAUGGAAGAUGAGGAUGAUGAUGAAGAGGCUAUUAUUCGAGAGCCGGCGGGGACGGAUACAACUCAACCCACUCGUACAUAUAAUCUCUACAUCACAUAUGCCAAUUUCUACCGCACGCCGCGUCUUUAUCUGUCUGGAUACCUCUCCCCAUCGGAGCCUCUUCCACCACCGCUGAUGAUGGAGGAUAUCGUGGGCGACUACAAGGAUAAGACCGUCACACUGGAGGAUUUCCCCUGGUUUGACGGAAGCAUGAAGAUGGCUACCGUGCAUCCAUGCCGUCAUGCAUCCGUCAUGAAAACUCUCCUGGACCGCGCCGACGCUGCGCUCAAGCUCCGCUGUGAAAGGCUCAAACAGGCUCAAACGAAUCCAGCAAAGGCACCACCCGCUGGUGACAGCGGGCUGGAAGGCCUAGUCGACGAUAUCAAAGGUCUUUCUCUGGCCGAUCAGCAGCAGCAGCAGCAGGGCGGGGACAAGAGCGGAGGCGAUGAAUGGGAAGUCCUGCAGCAUGAUCAGGAAGAUCAAGUUGCCAUCCGGGUGGAUCAAUAUCUGGUUGUUUUCCUGAAAUUCAUUGCCAGUGUGACGCCGGGUAUUGAACAUGAUUUCACCAUGGGCGUAUAA